CGCUUUCGAAAGUUUCACAUCCGCAAGAGAGCGGCUGGCUAGGCAAGGCAAGUUGAAUUAGGCGAAGAAGUCUCGCGCGCGAACUCGGUACGCUGCAGGCGAUAACCGCAUUCAUAUGAGUUUUUAUUAUAUUGUGAGUGUGCUGUCGAGUUUUCCGUUCCGUAGUGUGUUUACGAAAAUGCUUCAUAGGUGAACAAUUCUAUUCUAGAGUGUUGUGAUUGUGUUAUUCUCCUUGUUACUUUUACCUUACUGUAUUUAGAAGUUUUUAAACAUGCCUUGCUCAGCGGUAACAUUGUCUAUAGCGACCAUUACAGCAAUCGUGGCCGCAGCUUUAAUGGCUAUAGCAUUUUCUACAGAUAACUGGCUUUACAUAGAUGUAAAACGUACUAAUAUACAGACAUAUGCUGCAGAGAAUUCGGCUGCUAACUCGCAGAUACUAGACAGCCUGAACAACAAAUAUUUCUUCUACACAAGGACGCGAGGCUUGUUCCGUAUAUGUUAUCCCAAGGAACGACCACCCACAGUGGAGAUCUACCUGUCGCCAGUGGAGACACACUGCAGCAAUGUGGAUUACUUCAUACCGGAUGAGAACAAUGAAACCAAGGGACUGUCGGAUGAUGCGAUGAACAGGUUGCAUAUGGCCCGGUCAACGGUAGCUUUGUUCAUAGUCGCGUUUCUAUCUCUGUUCAUCGCGUUUUGGACGGGCGUGGUGGGAUGCUGGAAGCGAAGCCCGGGCAACAUAACCGCCACAGCUAUUUUGAUGUUGGUAACAUGUCUUUUAGCGGCUGGAGCGAUGGCGUUAUGGCACGGGGUGGAGUUCUACGAGAAGGAGAAGGUAGUGGGUGAGGAAUACUAUCAGCAGUGGCCCAAUGUGUUAAAAGACAACUCGUCAAUAUGGUACGAUUGGUCGUACAUACUCGCCUGGUUGUCCGUCGGCGUCUCCUUUGGCAGUUCAAUUAUGUUCUUCUCCGCUGCCAUUUGUCUCAGCAAGGAGAAACAACGAGAACAGCAGAAUAACGUGCAGUACAUAAUGCCAGUGUACCCACAAAAGCAGCAGUAUGCGUACGCCGGGUACCCGCCGCCUCAGGCAUACACCGGCCCCUACUACCACGGCUCGCAGUACGGGCCCUACAACUACUGA
Achroia grisella is the source of this 1141-nucleotide messenger RNA. RefSeq lists its product as uncharacterized. The transcript has 7 exons. The record is from RefSeq and is a predicted model, not a curated record. Gene Ontology annotation, cellular component: membrane. NCBI's taxonomy places the organism in Eukaryota, Metazoa, Arthropoda, Insecta, Lepidoptera, Pyralidae. The coding region runs from base 272 to 1141 and encodes 289 amino acids.